Marasmius oreades (fairy-ring Marasmius) is the source of this 355-nucleotide messenger RNA. RefSeq lists its product as uncharacterized. The transcript is spliced from 3 exons. The record is from RefSeq and is a predicted model, not a curated record. The coding region runs from base 1 to 300 and encodes 99 amino acids. NCBI's taxonomy places the organism in Eukaryota, Fungi, Basidiomycota, Agaricomycetes, Agaricales, Marasmiaceae.
AUGCCAGAUAACACAGAUACUAGAAACGCUAAACAUUCUCCUGCAGUAAAAGUAGGCGGGCGCCGACGUUCAGCAACAACAAAGCCUAAACCACAUUCAAAAAGUUACAGGCCCACAAUUACGUCAGAGAGCUCAGACAAUACCGUCAAUGACUAUCCCCGUCCUGUAGCUCAAACCGAGGAGCCUUCAAUGAAAAUGAAAAAGGAUAAACAGAAACAGGGUCUCAAGAGAAACAUGCAAUCGACUCGAAAAUAUCAGGCUGGUGGUAUCGCUCAGCCUUCGUCGGGGAAGCUGGUGUAGGCGUUAGUGCAGGGGAAAGCCACAGAGUCAUAAUGUACAACUUGAAUAACUGUAU